AUGGCCGAGCACGUGAACAUGCUCCUCGAGGCCGUGCUGGCACUCCGCCGCAGCGUGCAGCGGCUGGAGUCGGACCACGAGGAGAAGGAAUGCCCGCAGCGGCCGCCUCGAGUGGAAGAGCCAACCGACGAUUCUCCCUGGCCUGUCCCACUUCCGCCGCCUCCCUUCAAGGAUGAUCUUCCGCCGCCACAAGCGCAGGCCCCCGCCCCGCAGGAAGACGAGCCGGCCGUGCCAGGGAGUCGGCCACCGCAGCCUCCCAGUCCAGCGGCUCCGGGCAACCCGGAGCUUGGGCAGCAAGGCCAGCGCGAGCCGGAGGCGCAAGCAGAACAGGCGCCGCAGCCGCAAGCACAGCCGGCGCAGCCGGCACAGCCGGCACAGCCGGCUGAGCCGGAGCCGUUGGACCGCACCCCACAGGCGGAGUUCCCGGUGCCGACACUCUUCUCGGAGCACCCGAAGCGAGCCGAGCCCCCGGAGCUGAAGGUGCCCAGACACCUCCCAGACCACAAGCCCAUGUGGCAGGAGAUGAUGGAGACACAGGACCCACCCUUGCCACCACCCCUGCAAGUGCCCCAGCCGGAAGAACGAGCCCAGCUGCCUCCCAGCCGACCUGCACUAGGCGAUGGCGGCGCCCCUGCCGAGCAGGGCGUGAUUUCCGACACGGGGCAGAUGGACCUUCUCCGCCUAUUGCAGGGCACCCAAGAGGAGGCCCCGCCACCGCCGCAGUCGCGCGCAGGCCCGCCCGUGCCCAGCACGCGCCCUCUUGAGGAGGUUAGCACAGCCGAGCUUGUCGCGGCCAAGACGCUUGUGUUGCCGGGGACGAAGCAGGUUUGUCCAGCAACGCCGCCCCGUGCCGCGCAAGGUGCGCCGGAGCUUCGAUCUAUCGCUGCCGCGCUGCUGCAAACCACGCCCCCGUCGGUGGGCGUGGAGGAUCAGCUGCUGCAGGCUGAAAAAGAGGAGCGGCGAGAGUUUGAGGCUCGCCAAGCUGCUGCAGCUGAAGAGGAGGCGCGAGGGGCUGCAACGGCUGCAGCCAUGGAUGAGGAGAAGGGCCCGCCAGAUGCUCCGCACGACGAGGAGGAGUUCCCCGAGGGGCAGGAGGCUCUGGCAACGCUCAACCGAGCUACUGCGCAGCUGCAGAAGAAUGAGCUGAGCCAUGCGGAAGCAGCCAGAACCUUCUCUCGCCUCGUAGCCGGGCUGAGGCCUGGUCGGCUCAGAUGUUCCGCGCUGCUGAACCGUGCGCAUUGCUACGUGGGCAUGGGCAUGCUGCAAGAUGCCUUAGCCGACAUCCAGGAAAUAACGAGCCUCGAAGGCGCCGUGGAUGGCUUCGACGCAUCGCGUUGGCCCAAGGUUUGGAUGAGCCGCGGCGGUAUCCACCGCAAGCUUGCCCAAUCGGCCGCCGGCGCGGAAGCGGAGAAGCUCUAUGGCAAGGCCAAGGCUGACUACGAGCAUGUGCUCUCCAUUCAGUCUGCCAGCGACGCCUACGUCGCCAAGGCCAAGCGCUGCCUGGCGCAGCUGGAAGCCGGCGAGGAGCCGCGAGGGCGGCUCUCCGUCGGCGAGGAGAAGGGCGAGCUGCAAAGACUGCAGGCCCCCUCCCCUCGGUCGAAGCGGCCUUCCACGUCGCCGUCGCCAGUCGCGAAGCGCGCUCGCUUGGAGAACUCCUCCGGGAGCCGCUCAGCUUCGCCGGCGCCAGAGGGGCCGGGGCCACAGUCGCUGCAGCCUGGCGGGUUGAAGGCUGCCCGACGGGUCCUGGAGGCGUUGGGUGACGACUGCCUAGCAGCUGGGCGCCUGCUUUUCCUGGACGGGUCCGUGACGGCAAAAGACACCGCAGGCGAUGCCUCCGCAGCACCGACGGCGCCGGCGACGGCCUCGACGGCGCCCACGCGGCGCCCUGGGAUGAGGAGGCUCUUCGAGGUGAGGGGCCCUUUUGGGCCGCCAGAGCAGGUCACUCUGCAGCUCUCUGACGACUUCAGCGCGGAGUGCAGCUGCAGGCUGCAGGGCCACUGCAAACACGUGGCAGCGGCGCUGUGCGCUUUGGAGAAGGAGGAGAAGGAUGCGGCCUUAAUUGCACCGCCCACUGCGCCACCUGAGUCGCUGGUCACGCGCCCAGCGGAUUCCGCAGCACGGCGCCAGCUCGAGGCAGUCCUGCGCCAGCUCGAUCGGAAGACGAACGAUGAGCUGAAGAGCUACUUGAGGCUGAACAAUCAGCUGCUGAGCGGAGCAAAGCCGGAACUUCGGCUGCGCGUCGCCGACGGCGCGGUCUUCGGCGCGUUGUCCCCCUGCCCGAAGUGUGGCGGACACCUGCACCCGGAAGAUCCGGGGCAGGCGCCCCACACCAUGUACUUUUGCAAGCGCACGCUCCGUGACCGUGAAGCCUGCGGGUUCCAGGUGUACGGCAGUGACGCGGAGCGCCGGCCUUUCUUAGGUGCGGAGGAGCUCCUCAAGCACGCCUUCUGA
Symbiodinium natans is the source of this 2451-nucleotide messenger RNA. Lineage: Eukaryota; Dinophyceae; Suessiales; Symbiodiniaceae. The record is from the annotation of a GenBank genome assembly.